UAUUUAAGAAUUCACAAGCUGUCUUCCACUUAAUUCAUUAUUCUUUAUUUUAUUGAAAUAUAGAAUCAGAAGAGAUGCUUGGAAGUAUGUUGUCAUAACAUUAAAGGGAUUUCCUUUCAUUUAAACUAAAUUACUGUUUGAUGUUGGUCUGCAUAUUUCUGAAUAUUUGUCAUGACAGCACUUAUGUCCCAUACGGUGUACUGAAAAAAAAAAUAAACUUUGCAAUUUAAACAAACAAAAGAAAUGUUUUAUUUCAGUAAUACCCUGAAUAAUUUACAUUGCUUUUCAACAAUGGGGUUGACAACUGUUUUAUUGAUAGAAGACAUUUUUUAUAAUUACCAUGAACUUAUAUUAGGAACAUUCAGGUUGCUCAUGUUGGACUUAGCUGAAAAUUGAAUAGUGCAAGUGUAGGAAGGCAUUGACUUUGCUUUCAACAUGGCAUUCAGUAAUGACUUACACUAGGCUGUAGAAGUAACCAUCUUAUUAAAUAAGAAACACAGAGCCAAUGCAGAGAUGAAAGCCCAAGAGGUCAGAGCUAAGAGCCUUACUCUUCACUGCUGCAGCUAUCCUCUUCAACCAAGAGAGCUACUUCCUGUCUGUUUGUCUGUUUUAUAGACUUUCUAUUCUGCCUUCUCAUUGGUUGUAAACCCAACCACAUGACCUCCUCAUCACUGCCUGUCUGUACAGACCUCCAGGUCUUCUAUGGUUGGUAUUGAGAUUAAAGGCGUGUGUCUCCAUGCUGGCUGUAUCCUUGAACACACAGAGAUCUGCCUAGCUCUGCCUCCCAAGAGCUGGGAUUAAAGGCAUGCACCACCACCACCCAGUUUCUGCUAUGGCCUGCUAUUAGCUCUGACCCCCAGGUAACUUUACUUAUUAACAUACAAAUAAAAUCACAUUUCAGUACAAUUAAAAUAUCACAAUACUAGGCAGUUUUUCUGAGGAAUAAACAAGCAUGUUCUGUAUUAUUCUGCGAUUUUGAUAAUAUUACAUUUUUCAUUUUGAUAUCUGAAUUUGAGAUUUUUAGGAUGCAUAUUUGAGAAAGUUAUAACCAUUUGUCUCUUUGAAGUUGGCAUAGGCAGUGUGAAAUGAACAACUCUGACACUGGAGAAAUGUAAGAAUAAAACUCUAGCCAGUGAAAAACGAUACAACUGACAUUCAAGAACACCAGUUUCGUCAACUUCAGUAUGCAAGACAGUAAUGUCACCCAGCAAUCAAUAUUUACUCUAGCAUUUGAAAAUAGGCCAUGGUUAUAUAACCCCAUAAUGUUUUAUUCAAACACCCGUGUCCUAAACUACAAUGGUCUCACUGUAUUCCUGUUCUUCACAGCUAGCAGAACUCUCAGGCAAUCAAAGAAGAAUUUUGGUUGCCACUCCCUCCCAUCAUUUUUGAAACUUUAAAAAUUGUUAUCUUUGGUAGACACUAACCUCAGGUGGCUACUGAGUCAUCAAAAUGUGACAGGUUCAAGUUGAGAUGUGCUAUAAGUUUUAAAAAAUAAGAAAGCACACAUAUUUAAAAAAAACAUUUUAUGGAGAAAUAAUGUAAAACAUUAUAAUAUGUUGAAGCAGUCAAUGUUGAAAUAAUAAAUUGUAUACAAUGGGUUAAAUAAAUACAAUGAUACAUUUUUAAAAAUAUACAAGUUCUAGCCUUCAAUGAGUGAAACAAGAAGGCAUCCAGAAGAAAGGCUUUGGUGUUCUCUGCAGCAGGGAGCCUGUGCCAUGAAAAUGCAUCUGACUUCAGUGCUCAGCUCUUGAUAGUCCUUCUCCUGUUUCUUUCUAUUCCAGUGUUCAGCAGAGGAAAUGUUCAUCUGAGGGAUGGGAGUUAAGCUGGGACCCAGAGCCUCCUUCUACCAUGCAUUGCACUAUCAGAAUCUGUAUUUAUUUAGAUCGCUGGUGGGUAGUAGAGAAAAUAACAUUUGUCUAAUCAGCUUAGUCAUCAUUUUGCUUUGAGAAAAAAAAACCUAUUUGGAAAGGACACUUUUCUCCUGAGAUGAAUUUAUCAGAGUCCUCCAGUGAACCACUGUAUUUGUUGAUAGAGAAUGUCUACGAGAUACUUGAGAAAAGAUAGUAAAAGAAGAAAGGGGAUGGGACAGGGAGAAGGAGGGGAAAAUAGAAUUAUGUAACUCAAGGUAAAGUUUUAUCUAAGUCUGUUUUACACUAAUUGGAUCUCACAGACAGAAUGACUUACGAAGCAAGAAGUGUUAUCCUUUCAUGGUUUAGAGGCCAGGAGUUCAUAGGCCAGAAUUUUUAUUUUAUUUUAUUUUAUUUACUUAUCUAUUUAUGUUGCCAGUAGGUGAGGACUCUAAAUGGAGGCAGUAUAAACACCUCAUAGCAAGAAGGGUAUUUGAAAGGAAUAGAUCCAAUUGAGAUUUUUGUGACAGACCCACAGUAAAGAUAAUCAUUAACCCACUAAUCCACAAAUUCAUGAACCAUUAAACCAUUCACUAGUCACCUCCUAAAUGCCCCACACUUUAAUACCUCACAGUGGGAAUAAAGUUAAAGCAUGGAUGUUGGUGGAGACAGGUAAUCUUUAGCAAGUGGUGGACUGGAAGUUUGAGCCCAACGAACACUUAGAAAAACACAUAAAUUCAUGUCUAGACUAUCAUAGAUAAUCUAAUUAAUGUAAUAUAAAACAAUAACAAAAAUUUAGGUAAAUCAUGUUUAGAGUUGUAGCCCUUUCUGUAAAAUAUAGCCUGUCCUAUAAAUUAAAAGAACACAGAUGAAAACAUAAUAAGAAAUUUAAAUUUCUUUUAUGUCUAUUUUUUCCUUUACUUGUUAUCAAUCCAAUAAUUGAAAUUUUUCUCCAUUUCUUUGGUUUUCAUUUCUUUCAGUACUUUUUAUUGUUUGUCGCUAGUAAAAUACAUUUAGUUUUUUGAUCAUAUGAACUAUUAUAUCUGUAUUUCACUGACUUCAAAUUAAUGUUACUUUCUUAUUCUCUUAAAAUUGUAUUACAACAUGCUGCAAUACAAAUGAACUUAUCCACAUAAACAUCAAUAAAUAACUACAUAUAGCUUAUGAGAAUCACUGACUAGAUAGAUAGAUAGAUAGAUAGAUAGAUAGAUAGAUAGAUAGAUAGAUAGAUAUAGACAUAAAACUAAUGUUUUAUGUGGUUAGGAAUAUGUAUGAAAAAUAUGUAUUAAGAAAUGGGCACUAUCAUGUAGACAAGGUCAAAUCCUACUGAAAAACUUUAACUAUUGAAAAACCCUCUUAAGAAAGGUUGAUUUUUACACUAAACUCUGUGAACUGUGUGGCCAGGUAAAGGCCGGGUCCUAGGUCUUCUACAGACUACUUGCAGGAAUGAUUGUAUAUAUCCUUGGUUGACUAGGAACUCACUGCGUAGUGCAGCCCACAUUGAACCCAUGGGCCAUCCUCAUGUCUCUGCCUCCUGAGUGCUAUUCUGAGCCGCCAUGAUCAGCUCUAUUUCUGUUCUCCAAUAUUUCUCCAUAGACUAUUUGUAACACAAUAAAACAUUACUUGCAUAGGUAAUUCAGUCAACUACAUUUUAACUUUAAUUAGAAUCUAUGGUUUGUUGAAAUUUUUAAAGUAAACAUAAAUAGUGAUAGUAGAAUAAUUAAUUACUAUCAGUUAGUUUCUUUGUAACAUGGGAUGGAAUAUCCAAUAUUCAAAUAUUAACUCAAAGUUCUGAAAAUAGAGAGAAAAUCAUUUUUACAAGUCAGAUAAAGAUUCUCCAUGAUGAUGUCUUAUCUGAUCAAUUUCUUCUCAAUAUAUGUGUAGACAGGAUAAACCACGGGUAGAGAUCACAGGUACAAAUGCAGAAGUGGAGAUCAAUUAUCAUAACCAUUCCCUUAUAAUCUGAGAAAUUAUUGACAGCAUAUACCAAAGAAAUAUAUCUGUCAUAAAAAAUCAAACUCCUGAUGCUGGCUCUCUUUAUCCUACAGAGAAUUAAGAGAUUAGACCAAUGUUUUAACUGUAGUUUCCUGAAUGAAUUAAUUAAGGCAAAUAAUAUAUUUUCUCUGUGACUAAACACCCAUUCAUCCUUUUAUUCACCACUCUCCCUCCAGCUCUCUACUCUGCAAGUAUUGUUGUCUCAUUUUACCAGGUGCUUUUCCUAUGCAACUGGGAAGUAUUAAUGAACAAGAAAGAGAAAACAGAACCACAUAAAACUGUAUAUUAUAGAAGGAACUAGAAAAACACUUCACAAAUAGGUUAGAGUACUUCACAUUUAACAAAUAUUAAUUAGAUUAAACAACAACAGUGGAGCAGAUUGUCUUAGAAUUUGCACUCUGUUUGCACAGUGAAAGUUUCAAUGAAGAGGUAGCUUCAAAAUGGAGAGUACAAAUAAACAAGGAAGACAAGUUAUGAAGGUUAAUAUUCCAAGCAGAACCAGAUUGUACAAAACAGAAAUUUGGAAGUCAUUGCAUAUGAGUAAGAGGUUAAAAGUUAUUAUUGCCAGAGACUAGAAACAAGGAAGAAUGGACCAAGAGAUGAGCUAUGAAGUACAGAGACUGUCCUGCAGAUAGGGCUUGUAAUAUUUCACACAGGACUGUAACAAUAGUAGAUAGUUCAUGUGAGCUAGUACAUUUUACUUAUUUUGUUUUAUAACAGUUUUAUGUACCAUAGGUUGUCCCCACAUGUAGUUUAUGACUAGCUGUAAUUAUGCUAUAUUUAGUGUGAGAAAUUUUAUUUAGAAUAGAUUUGAACAAUGAUCUUGCCCAAUUUCUGAUGCUGAAACAAAACAUCACACACUGCAUACUCUGUAAAAAGGAGUUCAAGUGGCUCACACUUCUGUGGAUUUUAGAGCAUGGUGGGUGUUCAAUUCUGGGAAUGCAAGAUGCCAAGCAUGAUAACAAAGUUAGAAGUUCAGGGAGAAGAGGUCACAUGGACAUUUAGAAAGGAAGACUAGGAGACAAGUCAGAUAUGCUUUUCUCUUACUUUUAUGACAAAGUUUCUUUUGGAAACAUCACUUACAACCAUACAUGACCUCCUCCUGAGAUUCAGCAUUGAUCCAUAUAAUGGUGAGGUGCUCCUGACCUAAUAACCUCAACAAAAUUCCAGUUCCUAAAGGUUCUACAAUGUCAGCACUGUAACUCUGGACACCAACCUCAAGCACAUGGGCCUUGAGGUACAGGUCACAUUCAAACAAUAGCAGAUGCAUUCCCUGCUAUCAAUAGGUCAGACUUUUUUCUAGGAAUAUAGAGAUAGAAAUUUCUGAGUGAAAUUUUGCUAGAGAUAGAAAUUUCUGAGUGAAAUUUUGCUGGACAAUGAAAUUUAUUUUCUCAAGAUAUUCUACUUUAUUAUAGGGAAUAUGAGUUUGUAGAUAUUUUCAUAAUCUUUCAGUGAUUGCCGUGUGUUUUUUCCUAUUGAAAUUUUUACAUGUUCCUGAAUGUCUUCAACAUUCUUGCUUUUAAUGCUUUGUCAUUUUUAUAUUCUGAAAAUAUCAUCACCCACAUUUGUACUCACGUUGUACUUAAGUCAUAUACAGAGGAAAAAUGCUUUUAAAAUGGCAUUGUUCAGCUGGGCGGUGGUGGCGCACGCCUUUAAUCCCAGCACUCGGGAGGCAGAGGCAGGAGGAUCUCUGUGAGUUCGAGGCCAGCCUGGUCUACAAAGUGAGUUCCAGGAAAGGCGCAAAACUACAGAGAAACCCUGUCUCGAAAAACCAACAACAAAAAAAAAUGGCAUUAUUCACAGUCUCAAUGUUUAUGAUGACUUUUGUAACUCUAUACAGCAGCUUUCAAAUUUAUUCAGUUAAGAACAAGGGUCACUACUACAGUUUUGAGGAAGGUACAGCACAAUGAGUUCUUCUCCAGUCUAAAAGCUAAAGAAAGCUUCACUAAGAAUUUGGACAUGGAGAAGGGUGUUGGCAUGUGAAGAUCCCAGAGCUAAGGAAACUCAGUUUUGGAACUAUGUCAAAUUUUAGUGAUUUGCAAUAUUUGACUUCUAAUUGACAAACACUUGAGUUCAUUGUUAAAGUCAGCACUGUUCAUUACUAGGAAAGGUCAUCCAAAAAAUACAUUCUCUGAUAUAUUUAUGGUGAGCAGGAUGAAAACGGAGAAUUAAUUUUUCAUUCAGACUACAGAAAUCAAAAUAGUGAGUAUGAUACUCUAAACUUUGUGUAUUGUGUUACUUUAGGUUCAUUAUUUUAAAAGAGAUAAGAUUAUUUAGACCUUGGAUGCAACAUGAUUGCUGAACUUUACGACCUUGAUUUUAUUGAUAAAAUUAUUGCGCUAAUGUGUAUCUUUCCUUUUUCCAGGUUAUCUGGCAUCUUGAUAUUAGAGAGCUGAACAAAAAAUUUAAAUAAAAGAAAGAUCAGAAGUCAUAUCCUGUGCUGAGGACAGGAGCAGGGACACUAUCUGUGGGGUCCAUUUCUUCCAUCAACCUGAAUUGACAAAUAUAUGAUCAUUAAAACUGUGUGUACAGAGUAGCACUUUAAAGUAAUACUUAUAGGAGGUGGAAAAGAGAUGCUUAUUACUCAUGUUUGUGUUUUUUAAAAAGCACGUAUUUUAGAAAUUCUAGUAACAUUAGUGGAAUAUGCAUGCUCUUCAUAGUUAUGAAAGGAGGCCAAGAUAGAUGUGGUGGCCAGACAAGAUUCCUUGGUACUCAAAGCUUCAACAUGUGAAAGCUCAUUCACUCUGCUUCUUUUUAUCCACCUGUGCUAUCUUUUUCAUUAAUCUUUCUGACUGUCCUCAUUCCACUGUCAAAAACUAAAGUGCUCUGAAUUAAUUAACUUCUUUAAAGUCAUUAAUAAACAAAUUAUAUGCUAAUCUUGGUGCUUCAGGAUAAAUCCCAAGGAGGCAUCAGUGAUGUUUUAUUAGCAAAUGAGUGAGAAGUAUUUUAUUUUUAUGAACAGCCAAGGGAAAGACAGAUAACUGUUAUAAACAGUAUAGUCAAUUUUAAUUUCAUCUAAGCUGUUCUUUUAAAGGUAUACAAUUCAUCUAAGACUCAUUAUAUAAUAUGAAAACUUUCAGUUAUAGACGAUUUCAUAUGGACAUAACACACUUGCUAUAAGCUGAGUUCAUACUGUGCUGUUAGCUACUUCAUGACAAUAACUAUUUCCCUGCAGGUUUAAAAUGUGGUGGCUGCUGAGUACAAUGUGCCUCAUCCGUGUAUUUGGAAAGAUAUCUUGUAUAUCUGCAAUAAAUAUGAAUCCUGAAUCCCACAUGAACGUUAGUGAGAUUAUUGUCUAUUGGGGUUAUCCAAGCGAAGAGUAUGAGGUUGUGACUAAAGAUGGUUACAUCCUCCCAAUUAACCGUAUUCCUCAUGGGAAAAACAACACUAAUAGUUCAGCCCCAAAGAUAGUAGUAUUUUGUCAGCAUGGCUUAUUUGCAACUGCUGGUGUGUGGGUUUCCAAUCCUCCCGACAACAGUCUGGCCUUCAUUCUAGCAGACGCUGGUUAUGAUGUAUGGAUGGGGAACAGCAGAGGAAAUACCUGGGCAAAGAAACACUUGUACCUAGACCCAAAUUCUAAAGAAUUUUGGGCCUUUAGUUAUGAUGAAAUGAUAAAAUACGACCUUCCAGUUACCAUUAAUUUCAUCCUGAAGAAAACAGCACAAAAGCAGAUUUACUAUGUUGGACAUUCUCAAGGCACCCUUAUUGCUCUGGGGGCAUUUGCAACAAAUCAACAACUGGCUGAAAAGAUUAAAACAUGUUUUUUACUGGCUCCAGUUGCUACUGUUUCAUAUAUCAAAGGUACCGGGCGCCUUCCAUCUUACUUCACUCCAACGGCUUUUAAGCUCCUUUUUGGUGAAAAAGAGUUUUUACCCACUGCUGCUUUCAGUAAGCUGUCCGGAUACAUAUGCAAUGUUAUGGUAAUCAAUACUGCAUGCGCUGCUCUAUUAGGAUCGCUGGGUGGAUAUUCCCCAGGGCAAUUAAAUAAGAGCCGCAUUGACGUGUAUAUAACACACAGUCUAGCAGGAACAUCAGUUCAAACUCUUCUACAUUAUGCUCAGGCAAUUAAUAAAGGUGUAUUUCAGGCUUAUGAUUGGGGAAGUCCAGCUCUAAAUAUGCUACACUACAAUCAGACAACUCCUCCGUUAUACAAUGUGGAAGCCAUGAAUGUUCAAACUGCCUUGUGGAGUGGUGGAAAUGACUUUUUGGCUGAUCUGAAAGACGUUGCAAAUUUGAAACCCAAAAUCUCUAACUUGAUAUACGAUAAAACUAUUCCUGAAUUUAGCCAUCUUGAUUUUAUAGUGGGAAUAAGUGCUAAUCAUGAGGUUUCUGAGGAAAUUUUAAAACUUAUUGAUGAAUCUAAGUGAGAUUGAAAUUUUGCUUUAGUUUUCACGUUUUACAAACCCUUCUGAAAGUUUCUUGCUUUAUAAGUGCAAAUAUUAUCUUUCUUGAUAAUUUUCUUCUUAAUUAUCUAUGAUUUUUAAGCUAUUACUUCAUUUAUUAGAUCAUUUGUAGUAGUGAAAAAUUAUGAACAUUGAGAAAAUAAAUCAUUUUGUGACUGUUUCUUAAUUGAUGUAAGUUUUUAAAAAUAGUUUGACAUGCGCGUCCUUGAAGAGAAGACCUCCUUUUGAUUUGAGGUAAUAAAAUCCUAAAACACCGAUGCAGGAAGAGGCCAGGCCAAUAGUGUGAUAUCAGAUAUUAUGCUGUCUGGAGAGCAGACUGUAAAAUAUUUCACACAUUAGGACUAAGACUCCGUAAGAGCAAUUAGUCUUGUUGCUUAGAUUCCCCAAGACUUUUUUUUUUCUUUUUCUUAUUAAGAAUUUUUUUUCAUUUUACACACCAAUUAGAGAUCCCCCCCUCCCCUCCUCCUGCUCCUCUCAAGCCUUCCCUCCAACCCACCCUCCAUUCCCCUCACAAGAAGUCUUAUUCACUAGUCUUUGGAGGCCCACAAAGAUUCCUAGUGAGAUCUGAGCUUGCUUUACCCAGAAGAGCUGCAUUAGAGGAUUGCUUGACCAUGUGCGUGGUUACCAGGUGUUUGGAAGGGUCUGCACUUGGCUGUGCUAAGGGGAGGUUUUCGACUCCACCCCUUGGCAUCCCUUUAAAAAGUCCUUUAGAAGAGACAGAAGGGACCAGUGGAUAAGGAUCCAGGCCCUCCCAAGGCUAUCCUGUGUUUCUGUCUUUUUCUCUCCCCUCUAUCCUUCUAUCUAAAUCUCUUGUCCCUCACUCCUCAAGAGUACCCUGGGGUGGGGGGGGGGGGGAGUGGGAGCAGGUCUCCCACACUAGUCUCAGUGCAAAUUCCCCGUCAGACUAUCUGUGAGGACCAAGCACUGUUUUGAAUAAAUCACUCUGUCAAUAUUCUCUGGUUUGAGAGGAAGAAGAAACAUUUCAAGUGAUCUGAGUCAUUGACAGAUAAUUUUCAGCAUUGAUGAUUCAUAGAAGGUCCUGAAUAAUGUGAUUAAUAAAAUAUUUUUAUUAUAUAUAUAUGUAUAUGUAUAUUAUAUAUGGCCUGGUACUCUCCUUGCAACCUAAACUGACUGAAAAUUCAGUGUGUGUGCGUGUGUGCGUGUGUUGAAAUAUGUUCCUUGUAUUCCAAGUUUCUUCAGGACUUUUAUUUGAUUAAAUGUUGGAUCUUUAUGAAAAUCCUUUUCUCCAUCUAUUUAUGAUCAUAUAAUUCCUGUCCUUCAGUCUAUUUAUAUGAUGAUGUAUUACAUUUAUUGACUUGGAAUAUGUCAGACCAUCCCUGUGUUAUUUCUGGAAUAAAGUCACCUUAAUGAUAAGUAGUUUUGCUUCCUGAAAGUAUUAUUUUUAUUUUUCUUUCAUACAUUACAUCCUAAUCACUGUUUUCCCUCCCUCCACUCCUCCCAGUCCCUCCUAUCCCACUUUUUCUCUCCCUCAGAUCCACUUCUCAGAAAAGAGCAGGCCUCUCAGGGACAUCAGCAGAACACAGCAUAAAAAAGUACAAUAAGACUUGGUACAAAAAUCAUCCUGAGUGAGGUAACACAGACCCAGAAAGAGAUACAUGGUAUGACUCAUUUAUAAGUGGACAUUAGCUGUUAAGUAAAGGAUAAUAAUGCUACAAUCCCCAGACCCAGAGAGGCUAAGUAAAAAGGAGGGCUCUGUGGGAUAGGACAUGGAUAUCCCUGGGAAUGGGAAAUAGAAUAGAUUUUGCAGGUGAACUGAGGGCAGGUUGGGAUACUAACAGCAGGGAUGAGGGGAAUGGAGGGAGAGAGUACUGGGAAAGAUAACUGAAAUCUACAAGAGAGAACCCAGUAAUGAGGGAUACAGAGCCAAAAGAGUCAUCUUCUGUAGCCAGGGAAGGUUUCCAGUGGAGGGAUCGGGACAACAACCCUAUCACAAAACCUUCGUCCUACAAUUUGUCCGGCCUGCAAGAUAUGCUGGAGUAUUGAUGGCACAGAACUUGUUGGAGUGGCCAAUCAAAGAGUGAUCCAACUUGAGGUCCACACCAAAAGAGGGAGCCCAUGCCUGACAUGCCUGGAGGUCCAGGAACCAGAGGCUGGAUAGCCCAAAGACCUAGCAUUGAACCAAACAUGACUACGGAAAAAGUCAAUGAAAUGAUUCCUAAAGAUAUUCUAGUAUAUUUAUGGGUGCCUAACGCAAUCAUCCAGCAACCACUGGGAGCAGGUGCAAAGACCCACAGCCAAACAUUAGAAGGUGGAGGGGAGGGAAGGUGUAGCAGGAAUCUUAAAAGUUCUUAUUAAUAAAAUCAAACCUGAAGCCAGUUAUUGGGGUGAAUGCUGGAAGAUCAGAGAAGCAGAACAAGCCACAGCUUCCUCGCCUCGACAGUUCCUCAGCUGAUCCUGUUUCCUCAGACUGGAAGCUUCUGAGUCCUCAUCCCAAUGGCUCUCAGCUGAACUGCUGCUCAAAAGCCUGAAUGCUUAACCAGCCAAAAGCUUCCAGUUUCUGGUCCUCACGCCUUAUAUAUCUUUCUGCUUUCUGCCCUCACUCUCUGGGAUUAAAGGCAUGAGUCACCAUGCCUGGCUGUUUCCAAUGUGGCCUUGAACUCACAGAGAUCCAGAGGGAUUUCUGACUCUGGACUGCUAGGAUUAAAGGCGUGAGUGCCACCAUUUUCUAGCCUCUGUAUCUAGUGACUGUUCCGUUCUCUGACCCCAGAUAAGUUUAUUAGGGUGCACAAUAUUUUGGGGAACACAAUACCACCACAGGAAGGAGUAUAGGAACCAGAGGGGUUGAGGACAACAUCAAAACAUGGUCCACAGAAUUAACUAAACUGGGCUCAUAGGGGAUCUCGGAAACCAAACUGAAAAUCAUGGACCCUAUACAGGUCUGAGCUAAGUCUUCUGCAUAUAUGUUAUGGUGGUGCAACUUGGUGCUCUUGUGGGACUCCUAACAGUGCAAGUGUGACUGCAUGUAGAGGAGGGUGUCUCUCUGACUCUUUUGCCAUCCUUAAAAGUUUUUCAAGUAUUUUCAUUGAAGAAAUUUUCAUCUGUGUUCAUCAGAGUUUGAGCUAUAAUUUUCUUCUCCUUGUGUCUUCAUUUGGUUUGAGUAUCAGGAUAAUAUGGCUCCAUGAACAUAAUCUGUCAGUGUUCUACUUUCCUAUUUUAUGGACCAGUAUGAGAACAAUUGGUGGUAAUUCUUCAUUGGUGAGUGGAUGGAAUUGAGUAAUGAGUCCAUUUAGCCAUCUAAUGAGGAUUUUAUUUUCUUUUCAGUUUAGAGAAUUUUAGUAAUGCUCCAGUCUAUUUGUUACAAAUUUGUUUAAAUUAUCUCAUCUUGGAUUAAUCAUGGUUGUUUAUAUGCAUCUGGAAAAUUAUCCAAUUCUUACAGAAUUUUUUAAUUGACUGGAAUAUAGGCCUUUAAGAAACACCCUAGAAUUUUUUUCUAAAUUUCAUUGGUAUCUGACAUAAAUGUCUCUUUUAUUUGUAUAUUUAUUGAUUUAGUCUCCCUCCUUCUCUUAUUUCUUCCACUUUUUGAUUUGAACUUGGGAUGCUCUUGUUUUUCCAAGUUGAAUUAUUUUAUUGAAAACUCCCUUCUUUCUUCAUAGAGGACAUAAAAGCUACGACUUCUUUCAUGAUGGCUUUCAUCAUAUCACACCUGUUUCAGUGUCUUCUGUGCUCAUUUCAAUUUUCGUAAGUGGUUUCUCACUUUCCUUCUUGAUUUUAUCUGACAUAUUCAUUCAACAGUGUGGAUCCUGAUUAAUCUCCAUGAGUUUCUGUGUGUUCUAUAGCUUCUUUAGCUGUUAAUUUGUAGCUUUGUUCCAUUGCAUGAUAUAGAAAACAAUUAUUUCCCUUCUUUUAUAUUUGUUAUGACUUAUUUCAUGACAUAAUAUGUGAUCUAUUUUAGAAAACAUUCUAUAGGCUGAUAAGAAGAAUGUAUAUAGCACAUUUUGGGAUGGAAUAUUCUUUAGAUGUCUGCUAAGUCUAUUUAAUCUAUGAUGUCAUUUAACUCUGACAUUCCUUUUAUUUUCUGCCUGGAUGACCUCUCAAUGGGUUAAAUGAGUUAUGGAAAUCACCUCCUAUUAUUGUAUAGAUGUUCACACGUGACUUUCCAUUCAACAGUAUCUCUUACAUAAUUUAGUGUGCCUAUGUUUGGCACAUAUAUGUCUAGAAUUUUAAUUUAUUCUUGAUGGGUUGUUAUUCUAAUGAAUAUGAAGUAUCUUGCCUUUUCACUGUUGACUAGUUUUGGUUUGAAGUCUACUUUGUCAGAUACUAGAAAAAUCAUGUCUGCUUUUAUCUGAGUUUCAGCUUUCACCCUAAGGUAACAUCUGUGCUUUAUAAAAUGCAUCUCUUGGAGAUUAAAUGGAUAGAUCCUACCCUUUAAGUCAAUUCUGUUAGUCUAUAUUUUUAAUGUUGAAAUCAAGUCCACUGAUAAUCAGUUAUAACUGAAAGACAAAAUUGUUCCCUAUCAUUUGUUGAUUUUGUAAUGUUUCCUAAUCCUCUUGCUAAAUAAUUAUUCAAACAUUUAUUCUUUCUUCUGGCUUCAUACAUGCAUCUGUCUCUUUUAUCAGUAUGGAGGAUUCCUUCAGUAUUACUCUAUAGAUGCUGCUUAAUAAUCAUGAAUGACCUAAGCCUAAUUUUACUGUGGGAAUUUUUCUUUACCUUUCAAUUAUGAUAGUUUGUUGGAUAUAGUAAUCUUAAUUGAGGUUUCUUUCAGAAUUUGACCAUAUGUUAUUAUAAAUGCUUCAAUCUUCUGACAUCUCUAUUGAGAACUCUUAUGGAACUUGUGCAAUAUACUUUCUUUGUUCUGAAUAUUUAACAACUUAGUCAUGCUAUUAUGGAGGAGUUGUCCCCUCAAUGUCAAUUUAGGGUUCCCCCAAUAUCUGUAGUAUCUGUAAUGACAUAUAUUUAAUUUAGAGAAUUUGGGGUUAUAAUUUUAUUGAUACUGCUUUCUAUUCUUUAGAAUGAAAUUCUUUACUUUCUUCUGAAUACAAUACACUUUUUAAUUUUUAAAAUCAUUUUAAUCUAUGUAUAUGGAUGCGUUACCAGAAUGUAUGUCUGGCACCAAAUGCUGGCAUGGUGCCCAGAGAGACCCUCGAACCAGAGUUACAAAUGGCUAUGAGCAAACAUCUUUGUGCUAAGAAUUGAACCCAGGUUCUCUGAAAGAGAAGCUAGUGCUCUUAAUCUCUGAUAUAUCUCUUUAGUCCCAUAAUAUACAAGAUUCUUAUUUUAUUUAAAUGUUAUAUUGCAUAUCCUGAAAAUCCUAUUUGUACCUUCUUAAUAAUUUAUAUUGUCUUCAAGCUGAGAUAGUCUGUCCUCUCCUUGAACUAGUAUAUUAGUGAAACUUUCCAUAAUUUUUUGAUUCAACUUACUGUGUUGUUCACUUCCAUUACUCCAGCUUUUCUAUUUCUUUAUUUAGUUCCAAUUUUAUAUCACAUUUAGAAUUUUUUGUUUCCUUAAGUUGCUUGUGUUCUUUUGGGAUUAGUUCGGGAAUUUAUUUUCUCAGUCAAUUUUUUUUAACAUUUCAGGCUUUUGAUUUUAAAUAUAUUGGCAAAACUAAGUGGACACAGUGGUUUUUUAAAAAGAAAAAAACAAAAAGUACAUAAAGUAGGAAAGGAAUAGCAAAGGAGGGGAUGGGGAGAGAUUACAAGAGAGGAAUAGGGGUGUAUUAACUAACAUUAAAAAUAAAAAGAAAUGAAAAAAAAGCAUAACUUACCAUAGUUAAAAAUAUUCUACAACACAGAGAGAGAGAGAGAGAGAGAGAG
Peromyscus californicus insignis is the source of this 14016-nucleotide messenger RNA. RefSeq names its product tear acid lipase-like protein. The transcript has 9 exons. The record is from RefSeq and is a predicted model, not a curated record. Lineage: Eukaryota; Metazoa; Chordata; Mammalia; Rodentia; Cricetidae. The coding region runs from base 7025 to 8209 and encodes 394 amino acids. Gene Ontology annotation, molecular function: sterol ester esterase activity. Gene Ontology annotation, biological process: sterol metabolic process. Gene Ontology annotation, cellular component: intracellular membrane-bounded organelle.